Musca domestica (house fly) is the source of this 1688-nucleotide messenger RNA. Its product is annotated as protein phosphatase 1 regulatory subunit 21. Gene Ontology annotation, cellular component: membrane; early endosome. The coding region runs from base 311 to 1528 and encodes 405 amino acids. Lineage: Eukaryota; Metazoa; Arthropoda; Insecta; Diptera; Muscidae. The record is from RefSeq and is a predicted model, not a curated record. The transcript is spliced from 6 exons.
UUGUUUUUGUGUCAAAACAGCCAGGCAGUAUUGCAAGAGAAAAGAACACGAAAGAAAAAAGACAAAUCAAAUAAUUAAAAUAAUUAAAUAUAUUCCGCUACACUUCUCGUGCCGGAAGUGCGAGCAUAAAUCGGGCAUUAGAUUACCAUCAAUAGAAGUUUUCUUGGAUUUACACAAUUGUGUAUUUUGUUGCAUUUCACUUUGCAGUCAACCAAAAAAAUAAACUGAUAUCUUUGUUGAACCAGAAGAUAGCUCUGAUAAAAAAAUGUCCAUGUUAUACUACUAACCAUUAAUUAUCAAUGCCAAAAGAAUGGAGGGAUUUGUUGCCGAAGAUAAAUAUCAAAAGUUAGCCAGUGAGUAUGCAAAGAUAAGGGCACAAGCUUCAGUACUGCGGAAAGGCAUAUUGGAAGAACAAUCAAAAAAUUCCAAUCUACGAGAUCAAUUGAAACAAAAGGAACUAGAGGCCAGGCGGUCAGAACAAGAAAUCGACUCACUGGGUUUUCGUAACAAGCAAUUGGAACUGCGUGUUGCUGCUCUGCAACAGGAGCUGGCCACAAGUGAAGCACGUAAAAGGGAUAAGGACAAGAAACGAAGUCCACACGAUAAAAAUGAUGCAGCCCACAACAAUGCAAUGGCAAACAAGGCAGAUAUUUCGCAGGAUGCAUUAAUUUUCGAGGAGCUACAAAAGAAGAUUAUUGAAAAUGCCGAACUGACUUCACUGAUUGAUGACAAAGAAAGAAGUCUCCAGCUUCAUGCUGAGCGUAUUAGAAAUAUGGAAGAUACUAUGGAAAAACGUAAUAUUGAACAUGCCGACAAUGAGAAACGGCUACGUAAAGAUAUCGAAUCAUUACAAUCCCGAAAUCAGGAAUUGGAAACCAAACUUGUUGAAGCUGCAAGCAUGUUGGGCAGUGAAGAUGCUUUGAGUGCAUCAGGAAGCGAAACCACACCGUUACACAACCAUCAUCAUAAUUCUCAUCAUUCGGAAAUUGAAAGUCGUCUGCAUGCCUUGGAACAAGAAGUGGCGCACUGGCGUUCACAGUAUGAGUUGAGUAAACUCUAUGCCGAAUCUCUGGAAAUUGCUGAAACAAAUUUGUUGUGCAAUGAAGAAAUCCGAGCAAAUUCCUCUUGCAAUAGCACAACAACUGCUGCGGGCCUUACGAUAAUACCUUCAUUUUCGGAUGGCAAGAGCAAAAGGGAUUCGGGAAAGGAUCAUCAUGCCAUGCCAUGCAGCAAAGAAUUGCUUAUAUUCAACCACUUAAGUAAAAAGCUGGAAGAUCUUCUCAAAGAUAAAGUAUGGGCCGAAUCCAAGGUUCGCAGUGUGGAAACCGAAGUGGAUAAUUUACAAAUUUGUCUCGAAAAUGCUACACAAGAACUGAAAAACAAAGACGAACAGAUAGAAAGCAUUAAUCAAGCAUUGCAUUUACUGGAAGAAGAUAUGACAACUACCCGAGUUAACUAUGACGAACAGAUUAGUGUUCUCACCGAACAGAUUAUUAGCUUGAGCGAACAGCUAGCAGCCAGUAAAUAGCUUCUUUCGCUGUGUAUAAUUAUUGACAAAUAUUUUAGUCAAGAGAUUGUGUAUUUAUUUAUGUAAUAAGCGCUUUUUGACCAGUCUACUUAGUCUGGUCCUAAUUUAUUAUUGUAAACAACAAAUAAAACUUCUUUGUAUAUAUUCUAGACAUGUCAAA